AUGCUUUCCAGUCUAGUAUCCCUGGUGGCCCCACCAACGUCAACCUCACUCCCGGUAUCUCACCGCCAUAGAUUCAAACAGAAAUUGACCAGGGCCUUCUCAAAACCAGCUCCACUAGUAUCUGACCACCUGCUACUACCCAGCAUAUUCCCCAGCUCCCUCAGCCCGCUCUCACUCACCGCCACCCCUACCACCUUUUUUCCCACCGCGCGUCGUGACGACUCGAUUCACACCCUCAAGCCCUACUAUUCGGGCUCACCACACCUGCCACUUUCAAGUGCAUCAUCAUUUAUGUCCAGUGCAGCCACAGCCUCAUCCGCAACCACACCAUUCACCACCCCCAAGAAAGGCCCACCCGUCAAACCCUAUCUGUCGGGGCAUCUCCCGCUGCGGCCUCAAUUCUCGCGCUACCGCCCGGGAGUUGGCCUGAGCAAAUGCUUUAUCUGCGAAGAGUUGAUCUACACAAAAUUGGCAGACGAGAACAUAAUUGAGCUCAGAUGUGGUGACUUCAUCCAUGAGCAGUGCUUGAACGUGUCUGUGGAGUGCUCGGUCAACAAGCUGUUAGAGCUGUCGACGUUCACGGUUUCUCGUUCUCGGUUGGCAGACUUGAUCUUGCCCCGGUGCCGAGGGGAAUACUGUGAACACUUGGGAUCCAGUAACCGAGUUGAAUUUCUCGAUACCUCCCUUCACGACCGACUUCUUACUUCUGCCAUAGUAAAGUCCAUGGAGUACGAUAGAACCCAGUUGAUGCGUGGGUCGUACGCUAUUCGAAGAGACAGUGCGGUGCUUGCAUCUUUUGCAGCCAUUUCAAGUUCUGGGGCUAUGGGCCACGGCGCGGGCGCCGACCUCGAGCCUCGCGUGGGCGUCGCCAAUCCUGGUUGUGCCCCCGUAUCGCGCACUAGCUACGUCCAAUCUCGCUCUAACUACGAACCUCUACCAGAAGUCUACUUCAACACCCCAAGGAAUUUGGGCCCUCCUAUUGAUUUUCCCUCACACCUCGAUCGUGUUGAGCUGUGGCUCUCGUACCAGACUUCGGUACGGUCUCCAUCCCCCAGUAUUACCGAAUCCACCGCCAACAAUGAUACUAUCCAAAUGCAUGCCCAUAAGUAUAUUUCGCUUGAGGUGUUGCAGGACGAGCUUUUGCAGCAUCUUUUGAGCAACUACCUGAAAAUUACUCUAACGACCCUAGUAAAGUUAGGAACCUUGCGGUUGGCUGAUAUGCUUCAAGUGCGAUGCCUUGAAGAAGAAGACUGGACCCAAGCCACCGUUUACUUGUUUGAGAACUAUAUUGUGGUUUUGAAGUCAAAGGAAAAUGCUCUAGUGUGCGAGAUGGCCAACGCUGAUAUCUCUUUUGAAAACAAUCUUAUACGAAUUCACAGCCACGACAAAAGCAUCUGGUUAAAGUCCAAUGCGUCUUCGAUCUUAGAGAAAUGGACUGUGAGUUUUUCCGACUUGUCGUUUGCAUUUCCCCCGGAGUUUCUCACUUCUACUUUACACAUGGAUGGGUCUAGCACCAACACAAGAGCCUCGGUCCUAGACGACUCGGUGAACAUAUUUUUUGAAAGGCCAUCAAGCGGGAACUCAUCGAGUGCCACCAGCAUCCAAAACCCAAUGUUGAAUGUAGGCUUUGGGUAUUCUGAACCGGAUUAUAAUACAAUCAAAGAUAUAAUGUCGACAUUGAACGUCAAUGACUCUUUGCUACUAAGUGGGCCAGCUACGGAGGCUGACUUGAAGUCAGAUUAUGACUCGGACUCAGACUGUGAUUCGGACGAAGAAAAAAUCAAAGGGUUACUUGUGUGAUAUUUGGAUAAGGACUCGUUUUACAUAGAGAAAAUACAUUUGCAUGCA
This is a messenger RNA of Yamadazyma tenuis ATCC 10573, 1848 nucleotides long. NCBI's taxonomy places the organism in Eukaryota, Fungi, Ascomycota, Pichiomycetes, Serinales, Debaryomycetaceae. The record is from RefSeq and is a predicted model, not a curated record.